Mauremys mutica (yellowpond turtle) is the source of this 2816-nucleotide messenger RNA. It is a transcript of the gene KCNS3, whose product is annotated as potassium voltage-gated channel modifier subfamily S member 3. Bases 546 to 2081 code for a protein of 511 amino acids. The record is from RefSeq and is a predicted model, not a curated record. The transcript has 7 exons. NCBI's taxonomy places the organism in Eukaryota, Metazoa, Chordata, Testudines, Geoemydidae. Gene Ontology annotation, molecular function: voltage-gated potassium channel activity; protein binding. Gene Ontology annotation, biological process: protein homooligomerization; potassium ion transmembrane transport. Gene Ontology annotation, cellular component: membrane; voltage-gated potassium channel complex.
GGGCCGGGCUCGCUGCGGGAGCCGGGGAGACGCGUGGAUGGGCAGCUCCGCUCCGCGCCGGGACCAGCCGCGGCCCCCCAGUCCUAGCAAGAGACUGGCCAAGUGGAUCUGAAACCGCUCUCGUGCCCAUGGAUGGGAGGCUCAGAUCAGACUUGCUAAACUGGAGGUAGACUCCCUGCUUGUGGAUCAAGAAUUGAACUUCUUAUCUAAGCGUCUAUCACUAACAGAGGUCAAAAGAGUUGAAAAGAUGGAAUGAAUUAGAGUAACUUCUAAAUAAGUGCAGUAACAACAGUGCAUCUAUAGGUACCCCUUCUUACUUGCUGAGACAAAAUAUUUCUGGAAGUGCCUUCUCUGGAAGCUGCUCUUUCCAGAAAUGACAUUUCAAUGCCAGUUUAUCAGCAUAACCAGUGCACCUGCUGUGGCAGAGUAGGAAGUGCUUCUGGAACUGAUGUAGGUCUUAAGGAGGAACUUUGCAUCACUACAGGUGCAAUGUAAUCUUAUGGGUUAGUGCCUUGGAAACCAGCAACAGAACUACUGUGUUCAAAAUGGUUUAUGGUGAAUUUUUCCAUAGACCUGGGAAAGAUGAGGAACUUAUCCACUUGAAUGUGGGUGGCUUUAAGCAAUCAGUUGAUCAAAGUACUUUGCUCCGAUUUCCCCAGACCAGACUUGGAAAACUGCUCAAAUGCCGUUCUGAAGAGGCCAUCCUGGAACUGUGUGAUGAUUACAGUGAUGCAGACAAGGAAUAUUACUUUGAUAGGAACCCUUCUUUGUUUAGAUAUGUUUUGAAUUUUUACUAUACAGGUAAACUGCAUGUCAUGGAGGAACUUUGUAUCUUCUCCUUCUGUCAGGAAAUAGAGUACUGGGGGAUCAACGAGCUGUUCAUUGAUUCUUGCUGUAGCAAUAGGUAUCAAGAAAAAAAAGAAGACAGUCAAGAUAAGGACUGGGAUCAGAAAAGCAACGACAGAAGUAUAGACUCUUCCAAUGAAGAAUCAUCCAUAUUUGAUAAAGAGCUGGAGAAAUUUGAUAAACUGUGGCUUGGUGAAAUACGAAAGAAAGUAUGGAUCAGAAUGGAAAACCCUGGGUACUGCUUAUCAGCCAAGUUAAUUGCAAUUUCCUCCCUGAGCGUAGUGCUAGCAUCAAUUGUAGCCAUGUGCAUCCACAGCAUGCCAGAGUUCCAAAGGUGGGAUGCCAAUGACAGAGAGAUUGAGGACCCUGUUUUGGAAGCCGUGGAGAUAGCGUGCAUCGUCUGGUUCACCGUUGAGUUAGUGAUAAGGCUCGCCGCAGCUCCAAGUCUAAAGAAGUUCUGGAAAAACCCUCUGAAUGUCAUAGAUCUUGUCUCUAUUAUUCCAUUUUAUGCUACCUUGGCUGUGGACACAAAGGAAGAAGAAAGCGAAGACAUUGAGAAUAUGGGGAAAGUGGUUCAGAUCCUACGGCUAAUGAGGAUAUUUCGCAUCCUGAAACUGGCAAGGCACUCUGUAGGACUGCGGUCUUUAGGUGCCACUUUGAGACACAGUUACCAUGAAGUUGGACUUUUGCUUUUGUUUCUGUCUGUCGGGAUUUCUAUAUUCUCAGUUUUGGUCUACUCAGUGGAAAAAGAUGACAAUGAGUCAGAACUGCACAGCAUCCCGGUCUGCUGGUGGUGGGCAACUAUCAGCAUGACCACUGUCGGCUAUGGAGACACUUUCCCAGUCACCUUACUGGGAAAGUUCAUUGGUAGCAUUUGUAUUCUCUGUGGAAUAUUAGUGGUGGCCCUUCCAAUCACUAUAAUUUUCAACAAGUUUUCUAAAUACUAUCAAAAGCAAAAGGAUAUUGAUGUAGACCAGUCCAACAAUGAUCACAAAGAGAAAUGUAAUGAGCUACCUUAUUUUAACAUUAGGGAUAUUUAUGCAAAAAGGAUGCACUCCUUCAUUUCUAGCCUUUCUUCAGUAGGGAUUAUAGCCAGCGAUCAAGAUUCAACAGACGCCUCCAGCAUCCAAGAUAUUGAGGAUGUUUAUAACAUGACAUCUGUAGAGAAUGAAGAUGAGGUGCUAAUUCUGCAUGUCUGGACUAUGGAACUUCAGCAAAACCAGGUGGCUCCUUGAUCUCUACAGCCUGCAGCACCUCCACAGCCACCACACUGCAGCAGGAGCCUUGAUCAAUGAACUUUCACGGACAAUUCCAAAAUGAAGCAUUUCUCUGAUGAACUUAUGGCUGAAGUUCUGGACAGGGCCUAGAGGCAGGUCCAGUUCCAAAAACAGAGGGACUUGUGGCUAGAGGAAAGUUAUGGCAAGAGGAGAGGCUCAGAAUGGCUGCACAGAUUGAGGACAGGGUUUCAGCACAAGAGCAGGCAUUUGUUUCGCAGUUCCUGGAACAGGAAUGGCAGCUAAAGGAGGAUGACAGAGCUCAUCAGAAAGAACAGUCUGAGCAGGUGCUAUCAAUAAUGUCCACAAAAGUACUGGCUUCUGCUGCAUCACCCACACCACGGCCUGAGUCCCCUCUGUGAUCCCCUGUGCUGAAGUCCAGAAACAGCUUGGGCCAUUCCAUGGCUGAGUGGCCCAUGCAGUCAGCUCCUCUGAGCAACUGGGCAGAGCAGCUUUGCCCUAUGAAGUCCUCCAUGUCGACCCCCUGCCCAGUGGUUGCUUCCACCCCAAUUCCUCAGUGCCAAGUGUGCAGCAAAUGUGGAAGAAAAGGAAAGAAGAACAGUGGGCCAGGGGACAUACCACAGUAGGGAAUUUCUGUCUUGAACAUAGUUUCACUGUUUGUGCUUGUUCGUGCACUUUUUUGUCAGGUUUUGUCGUGACAGGUGUUUUGGUGUGGUAAUGGCAGCUGGCCUGCCA